Messenger RNA from Paraphaeosphaeria sporulosa, 1164 nucleotides. Its product is annotated as concanavalin A-like lectin/glucanase. Bases 1 to 1164 code for a protein of 387 amino acids. The transcript has a single exon. Gene Ontology annotation, biological process: carbohydrate metabolic process. Gene Ontology annotation, molecular function: hydrolase activity, hydrolyzing O-glycosyl compounds. Lineage: Eukaryota; Fungi; Ascomycota; Dothideomycetes; Pleosporales; Didymosphaeriaceae. The record is from RefSeq and is a predicted model, not a curated record.
AUGGUGGUGAGACUGGCAGCGGCCUUGUGGCCUAUUGCGUUCCUCGUUCGACCUGCAAUUUCCGCUGGAUAUGUAACUGCAAACUCCACAACGCCAGUCCAGAACAAUCCGAAUUGUACCUGCUAUGUUGUCGAAUCUGGUGACGACUCGCAGACUCCCCAAUACUUCCAGUACUAUCGCUUCUACGACUUUCGGAAUCUUGCGGAUAAAGCAGGAGAGUAUCUGAAAACACCGGCCAUUGUCGACGACUGGGACGAAGCUCCCAACCUUGAUGUUGGACAGCCGAGCAUUCUCAAGAGCGAUGCAUGGAAUAAGGACUGGAACAUACAGAACUGGAGCAAGAACGCUUCCGAGGACUUCCCCGUGCGAAUGGUGAAUUCGCCAGCAAACGUCUACUUGCAGCAAAACAACGACACCAACGACGCAUUCACAUACCUCACACUCCGGACGACCCGUGGCAAUGGAUUCCAGAGCGCGGCAGAGAUUGAGAACCUGCAGAAGAACGUGAUGCACACGUCGAUGCGCGUCUCAGCGAGAGUGGUGGGGGACAAAGGAGCUGUCGCUGGCUUCUUCACCUUUUACGACGACGAAAAUGAAUCGGAUAUUGAGAUCUUGACGGACGACCCUACAGAUGUCAUCCGGUACACCAACCAGCCAUCGGUCGACAAAAGCGGUGACGAGGUUGCAGCAGCAUCUCUUACGAAGACGAAGCUUCCGGCUUGGAACGAGUGGCAGAAGCACCGUAUCGAUUGGCUCGACAAGAACAGCUACUGGUACUUGAACGAUAAGCAGGUCGCUGCGAACACGUACUCGGUGCCGCGAAAGUCGAGCUACCUGGUAAUAAACAUGUGGUCGGACGGCGGAUCAUGGUCUGGAAACAUGACGGAGGACGGCUCUGCGGAGUUCCAGAUACAAUGGAUUGAGAUGACUUUCAAUACGAGCGGAAAGGUGGAGGGUGACACAAGCCCCGACCCGAAUAGCAAGAGAGCGGCUGAGCUACUUGAUAAGAGGAAGGACGAGAAGUGCAAGGUUGUUUGCAAGAUUGAUGGUGUGAAGGAGUUGGGAACCCCGGAGGUUGUGAGCAGCAGCAUGGCGACACGUGUGUCGCUCUCGUGGUGUGCCGUUGCAGUCAUCGGGCUUACAUCUUUGUGGGUAGGCUUGUAG